CCCGCCGCAGCGCCCGCCGGGACCUGUAGUCCUUGAGCCGCUCCCCCGCGGCCAAGGCACCGGGAGGCCGCUCCCGGCCGACCGCAGCACGGAGCUCACCGCGGGGGUUGGAAAAAAAAAGCGAGGGCUGUCAUCGUUCUGUAAUUAACAAAGGUCGUCACUCUCAGACCCCGCUCAUCCCUUGCACUGGAGUCGCAGCAGCAGCUGGACUACUGCAGAAAACAUGAUCAAAUCAGAAGGGAGCCUUUUUGCACUGCAAGUGAUACUUCGAAGGGAUGUAAACUAAGCAUGGAUUUGUUGACAGUAUUCUGCUCGGCUUCUGAUCUUACCCCUCCAACAACAGCAGAAUUUAAUGUUUUACAAGACAGCGAUGGCUUUUUCUCUGGAAUCUGAAUAUGGAGGCCACAGGGACAGAUGAAGUAGAAAAGAUAAAAUCAAAGUUUAUGUCAGCAUGGCACAACAUGAAAUACAGUUGGGUGUUGAAAACAAAAACUUACUUCAGUAGAAACUCUCCGGUUUUUCUGCUGGGAAAAUGUUACCACUUCAAAUCUGAUGAAUCUGGUGAACUUUCUACAGAUGGAUCCGAUUUUGACAAAAUCAAUACGGAGAUUUCAGGAAAUGUUGAUGAGUUUCGUAAAGAUUUCAUUUCUAGAAUAUGGCUGACCUACAGAGAGGAAUUUCCUCAAAUAAAGGGGUCUGCAUUAACAACAGACUGUGGUUGGGGUUGCACACUGAGAACUGGUCAAAUGUUGUUGGCUCAAGGUCUUAUGCUUCAUUUUCUUGGUAGAGCCUGGGUCUGGCCAGAUGCGUUGGACAUUGAGAAUUCAGAUUCUGAAUCCUGGACGGCCCAUACAGUUAAAAAGCUGACAGCAUCAUUCGAAGCAUCGCUUACAGCAGAAAGAGAACCCAAGAUCCUGUCAAACCAUCAUCGGGGAACACUAAGGAGAAACUGUGGCGACAAUGAAAUGAGAAAUGAAGUUUAUCAUAGAAAAAUAAUUUCUUGGUUUGGCGACUCUCCGCUGGCAGCUUUUGGCUUACAUCAGCUAAUAGAAUAUGGAAAGAAGUCUGGAAAAAUUGCUGGAGAUUGGUACGGGCCUGCUGUUGUUGCACACAUUUUAAGAAAAGCUGUUGAAGAAGCCAGAGACCCUGAGCUACGAGGAGUAACAGUCUAUGUUGCUCAGGAUUGUACAGUCUACAGUUCAGACGUUAUUGACAGACAGUGUUCUUGUACGGAUUCUGAAAAAACAGACACAAAAGCUGUAAUUAUAUUAGUUCCUGUGAGACUCGGUGGAGAGAGAACAAACACGGACUACUUAGAGUUUGUAAAGGGAAUUUUAAGCCUUGAGUAUUGUGUUGGUAUCAUUGGUGGCAAACCCAAGCAGUCAUAUUACUUUGCUGGAUUUCAAGAUGACAGUUUGAUUUACAUGGAUCCUCAUUACUGCCAAUCUUUUGUAGAUGUCAGCAUAAAGGAUUUCCCUCUUGAGUCGUUCCACUGUCCGUCUCCCAAAAAGAUGUCAUUCAAAAAAAUGGAUCCGAGCUGUACGAUAGGAUUUUAUUGUAGAACUGUGCAGGACUUUGAGAAGGCUUCUGAAGAAAUAACCAAGAUGCUGAAAUCUUCAUCUAAGGAGAAAUACCCCUUGUUUACUUUUGUAAAGGGUCAUUCUAGAGACUAUGACUUUGCUUCCAGUCCACUCCGUGAGGAAAAUGACCUUUUCUCUGAGGAUGAAAAGAAAAGAUUAAAAAGAUUUAGUACAGAGGAGUUUGUCUUGCUUUAAGGACAUUUUACACUAGAUUAUUGGCAGCUGUCCAGGAGAACACUUGCCUUUUUUUAAAAAAAAAUAAGUGUCCUCCUCUUCCAGAAAGGCUAGCUGUGCUGAAAUUGGUCUAUUUUCAUAAAGAUGAUAAUGUUUUAUAUGUUAAUAGUCUUUAAAAUGUCAUUUAUAAAUGUACUUACUAAUUAUUUUUGUUCACUACUAGUUGGAUGAGUGUAAUGUCGCAUCGUGCUAGUGAAGAUAGAUGGCAUUGUUUAGAGGCAGGUGUGCUGAAAUGUGCCUGCGUCCUGGUCUCGCCCUCUGAAAAAGCUGGGCUGGCCGUAAACCUGAAUGUGAUCCUAGGGUUGUUUCGGUCCAGGACGAAUCCUGAGCAGAGGUUGUCGAAUACGUGUUGGUUUUAUGCCAUGGGCACAUAUCUGUGGGUUUUGAGACCAUCUUAUUUCUGUUUGUAAGCAAAAUUUGAGUAAUCCUUGUUGUAAGGGUAGAACUCUAACCUGUUUCACUUCCUAAGCCCAAAUAAUAGUUAAUAUGGUAAUUGCAACAUACCUCUCUUCCACUGCGCUGCCCAGGAUGUAAGUUUGAUAUAUCAGAAGUAAUUGCCAGUUGCAAUACUGAUAUAAUGAUAUAGGCUGAAUUGUGAGUUAAGAUACUAUUUAGCAGUAUGAUUUUAUAAUGGUUUCUCAUUAAGCCAGCUUUGGAACCUUAAUUUGAGGAGUGAAGAUAAAGUAUUACCUUGCCCACAAUUUUUAAAGGUUAUACUAUUAAAUUAACUGCAACCAAUCAAAGCAGCUAAAAAACAAUUAUUAGAAAGGAGUGGUGUUUGUUUCCUGUUUCAGCUAUUAUAAUGUUGAGGCUUCUUUCCUACUAGCGCAGCUUUUAGAUCAAAGCAAAUGGGGUCUGGAUGUUUAAAAUUUUGGGGUGUGAAUUUUUUUUGAUAUAUUAUUACUGUACAAAUGAUUACUUGAUGGUGUGUGUUCUCAAAUUGCAAAGAAAUGUACAUAAAUAGUUUCGUGUUUUAACAAAUGCAAUAUUUAAACUAUGUAUUAACACUGCUUGAAAAAUAAAAGGCGUGAAAACAUUAA
Molecule: messenger RNA, 2854 nt
Organism: Cygnus atratus (black swan)
Lineage: Eukaryota; Metazoa; Chordata; Aves; Anseriformes; Anatidae
Gene: ATG4C
Product: autophagy related 4C cysteine peptidase
Exons: 13
Coding region: 396-1775 (459 amino acids)
Molecular function (GO): protein-phosphatidylethanolamide deconjugating activity
Source: RefSeq, a predicted model, not a curated record